Messenger RNA from Phragmites australis (common reed), 669 nucleotides. RefSeq names its product protein MAIN-LIKE 1-like. The transcript has 2 exons. Gene Ontology annotation, biological process: meristem development; meristem maintenance. The coding region runs from base 41 to 583 and encodes 180 amino acids. Lineage: Eukaryota; Viridiplantae; Streptophyta; Magnoliopsida; Poales; Poaceae. The record is from RefSeq and is a predicted model, not a curated record.
CGAGCCCCUCGCACAGGCCGGACUACUACCGUUCGCACUUAUGAUGGCAGGAGCUCCCAUGGAGGGUGGUGGCAGGACUCCACUGCUGCCGAUCGAGGUCUCACUGCUCACAGGCCUGGUCGACCGCUGGCGUCCUGAGACGCACACGUUCCACUUUCCUUGCGAAGAGAUGACCGUUACUUUACGGGACGUUACCAUGCUGAUCGGGCUCCCGAUAAGGGGCACCCCGUUAGUACUUCCACGAUCAGCAAAGGAGCAGUGGAAGAGUUAUAUUCACGGCAGGUUUAACGUGCAUUAUGACAUGAAGGAUGUAGGGCUCUCCAUGUCAUGGAUUCAUGGCCUACCACAGUUCAGCCCUUGCCCACCGGAUGCGGACGAGGCAACAGUUAUGCAGCAUUACGAGGUGUAUUUGUACAUCUUGCUUGGAGGCAUAAUGGUUUGCAACACGGCAGGCGAUUAUGUACUUCCGCAUAUUGUAUGGUUAGCGCGUGAGCUCACGUCACGUCCGUACGAGCCGACACAUUACAGUUGGGGAUCUGCUGUGUUGGCUGCUACAUACAAAGGAUUCUGUGCCGCAACCUAACGGUCAAUGAAGAUGGGAUCUAUUUCUGGCUGCCUACACCUUCUACAGCUCUGGAGCUGGGAUUAUCUCCCGGUGUGUCGACCGUG